Messenger RNA from Culex pipiens pallens (northern house mosquito), 1554 nucleotides. RefSeq names its product 15-hydroxyprostaglandin dehydrogenase [NAD(+)]-like. The record is from RefSeq and is a predicted model, not a curated record. The transcript has 4 exons. The coding region runs from base 388 to 1149 and encodes 253 amino acids. NCBI's taxonomy places the organism in Eukaryota, Metazoa, Arthropoda, Insecta, Diptera, Culicidae. Gene Ontology annotation, molecular function: oxidoreductase activity, acting on the CH-OH group of donors, NAD or NADP as acceptor. Gene Ontology annotation, cellular component: cytoplasm.
ACAGUCGUCGCUAUACACACAGCCAGUCUGCCAAAAAGGACCUCCUCACGCGGAAGGGUGUUGGUGUCUUUGCAUGGGCGUAUUUUCAUGCGUUUUCAUAGUACAAAUUUCCCGGAAUAAAGGUCCAGUUUUUCUGCGGGGUGUGUUUUUGUGGUAGUUCUGUGAAUUAAGCGAAGACUGUUUUAUUUAUUAGGUGUUUUAAACUUGAGCAGAAAACGAAAGGAUUGUGAUUCAUUAAGGAUUAACAUUAUCGAUUAGGGGGGUGGCAGCGGUGCAACUUCAAUCACGCUCAGGUUCAUUCACUUUUGAGGAUUCGAAGGUCAGCGUGUGAAAAGUGAGAGGUUUUAGCUUGUUUUAAGUUACAAGCUACACCGUGUGUGCAAAAUUAUGGAUUUAAAGAGCAAGGUAGCGCUGGUAACCGGUGCGGCCACCGGCCUAGGUCGGGCCUUUUGCGAAGAGCUGUUGAAACAUGGUGCCAAGGUGUCAAUCUGUGACCUGGACUCGGAUGCUGGAGAAUUGACGGCCAAAGAGUUAGAGCACGAAUUUGGGGCCAACCGCGUCCUGUUCUGCCACUGCGAUGUGACCGACUACAUUCAGUUUGAAGAGGCUUUCCAGUACACGAAAACAAUCUUCAACGACAUUGACAUCGUGAUCAACAACGCGGAAAUUAUGAACGACAAAUUCUGGGAGCUCGAAGUGGACGUCAACCUGAAUGGGGCCAUCCGGGGAACGCUCCUGGCCCAGCAGUUCCUCUCCAAGGACAAGGGAGGCAAGGGUGGCGUGGUGGUCAACAUUGGGUCCGCCGUCAGUGUAAAGCCCCAGCUGUCCACCCCGAUCUACACCGCUACCAAGCAUGCCAUCCUGGGGUUGACAAAGUCCUGCGGAGACCCGUACCACUUCAACACCACCAACAUCCGAACAAUCGCGUACUGUCCGGGCCCGAUCGAGAACUCGUUCACGCACAACAAGCGGUUCAGCUCGCCCGCCCACGAGAAGGCCUGGAAGUUGGACAUGUCCGGGUUUCAGCCGCAGAAGUUGGAACACGUAGCCCGGGAAUUGAUCCCACUACUUCGAAGCGCCCCAACCGGAUCCAUCUGGCUGGUUAGCAACGGAAAGUCGCCAAAGGAGAUACCGUACGGUGUCGUUUAAGCCGCCAACAAAAAAUCAACAAACCAAACUAAACUUAAACCCAUUCAAAGCAACACACAGCAUUUCAACUAAACCACUAAUCAAAUCAUUUGACAUAAAUUAAUUCUACAUCAGCUAAGGAAUUUACUACGCUAGACUAAACCAAUAUUGAACCAUUUAAAACACUCAUCAAAACAAAUCUUAUUUACCAUUAUUAAUCAGUAAGCAGACUAACAGUAAAGAAUUGCAGAAUGAAAACCACUAUGAAUUAAUGUCUCCUAAUCAGUACAUACAACUCGCUUUUUGUGACAAAAUAUACCGAGUCGAGAGUAUCGUCCAUUCAUCAACAUUCCAGAAAACUGCGGUGAAUUGAUUGCAAGAAAAUCCAAGCAGCACCCACGCCGUAGUCAUUUUAGAUACCAAAAA